AUGCGCUUCAUUGCGUCCAUGAACUCUCUCUCGAACUCCCCAACCCAGACCCCAUCCUUGGUCUCCGAAUGCUCUAGCAGUGUGUUACCAUUAAAGGUUGCAAAGUCACCCACUCUGUUUUAUGAAUGGACGUAUGGCGCGAGAGUUAUUGAUGGAGCGAUCCCUCCCAGAGGAGUUCUGGACCACUUCGACAAACUGUAUGCGAUGGCAGAAGUGCCCAACAUUCUGAUUCACGGUACUUUACCGGCACCGCAAUUAGACAACGAACAGGAAUUCCAGCGCGCCGUGCGCUCUUGGGCUGCGUCGUUUCGCGCUGUGGAAAGAGACGAGUAUGAUAUCCUACCUGCGCUUCCCAUUCUCUCCCUCGCUUGGAGGCGCAUUCGCAACACAAGUUCAGACAACCAUUCCACAGAACAUGCUCAGCGUCGUGGUGUUGACAACAUCAUCGAAUUAGCUUUCAGUGCGAGGCUUCAAGCUUGUCGUUGUGACUUCGAUCUUGCCAUCAGAGCUGAAGAAAGCUAUCGCCUCAAGGGGUUGGCUGGCAAUCCAGAUGCAGAGUCCGACGUCUUGGUCACGAUCCCUUCAGCGACAAUCGGCGAUGGAAUAAGAUUUCAGCGGUUCUCUCAACGUGACCCAACGCUUUCAGAACACCUGUAUUGGUCCUCUGCUGGGUCGACAGGUGGCUUCUCAAUCAUUGGGUUUGUUGGAGAGUUCAGGAAGGACGAUUACGACUGCAACAAGAACCGGCUAAUCAUGAUGCUUGUCACUGCACAGUCUCAGCGGAAAGCUCUCUCACUCAAGGACUCUAUCAUUAUGGGGGCUAUUACCUCUCGUGGCCAUGUGGAGAUUUUCUCUUCGUAUUGGAUGCAUGACCCCUCGGCGAUCUGCAUAUAUGCACACAAGCAAGACUUUAGAUUGUCUGACCCUGCUCAACUGCUGCAUUUUUAUGUGUUUUGCGCAAAACUUGAGAGGGAUAUUCAUGGUACCCUGGCCGCGGAGCUCGAGACAUGGGAAUUCCCAAGUGAAGCAGAACUCGAGAGCAACAAGUGGCGCAGUCCUGAUCGUAUUAUAAAACGACAGCGGUCGGAGACUGAGGAAAGUGGUCAUGUGAACAAAAGAGGUAGAGGAGGCAGCGAUAUUGGUCCUGUGGAAGCCGAUGGGUUUGAGGAUGACCAGUACACGGAUAUUUUGAGAUGGCGCGAUGAGGUGUACAAUUGCCUCUCAAAUGAUAACGAUCCAUCUGGCCCUCUUGCGAUCUUUUGCCGUUCCGCGUUUCGCCAAACUCCGGCCUUGGUACUUUGUGGAACUGCACUCCUUCGACCCGUUCGUGUUCAAGCUCUCGAGUCUGAAUCAUGA
This is a messenger RNA of Laccaria bicolor S238N-H82, 1356 nucleotides long. RefSeq lists its product as uncharacterized. The record is from RefSeq and is a predicted model, not a curated record. Lineage: Eukaryota; Fungi; Basidiomycota; Agaricomycetes; Agaricales; Hydnangiaceae. The coding region runs from base 1 to 1356 and encodes 451 amino acids. The transcript is spliced from 7 exons.